Molecule: messenger RNA, 915 nt
Organism: Theobroma cacao (cacao)
Lineage: Eukaryota; Viridiplantae; Streptophyta; Magnoliopsida; Malvales; Malvaceae
Source: RefSeq, a predicted model, not a curated record
AAAGUCUAGAAUAAAGACUUUGAAAAAAGAAUAGGCUAUUAUAUAUGAUAUGGUGCAAGAGACACAUACUAGUGGAUUUGGGUGGGAUGAUCAAAAGAACAUGGUUGUUGCUGAUGAUCCUGUAUGGGAAUCUUACAUACAGAGUCACAAGGAGGUGGCCCCAUUUAGAAGAAAGAGUUUUCCUUUCUUCAAUGAGCUUAGUCUUAUUUAUGCAAGAGAUCGUGCAAUAGGAAAAGAUGCACAAACUGCAAUAGAUAUCCUCGAAGAAAUGCAGGACUGUAAUGAUACAAUAAAUGUGAAAACUGAAGGUGAAAACCUAGCUAGAUAUAGUUUCGACGAUGAGGAUUUCUCUAAUAUUCAACCUCAAACAUCAGCUCCUGAAAGUGAAACAACUUCAGUAAGGAAGAAGAAAAGGAAAAAUGAGACGAGUGAUCCCAUUACAUCCGAAUCAAUUAUUACUGCUGCCACGAUAUUGGGUGAAAACAUAAAAGAGGCUGGAAUUGAGUUUAGCAAAAGUGUUGGGGCAGAGGUGAACAUCCAACAAAAGGCUUAAGAGUUGGAUGGAAUUUUAAGUCAAGUAAAGGGAUUGACAGCAAUGGAAAGGGUUCUUGCUUCGAUUAAAUUUCUUGAAUCUCCGACUCUUAUAUUUGUGUUUUUCAGUAUUGAUCCUGAUCGAAGACCUAAAUCGCUGAGGAUAUUUCUUGCUGACUGUUGAGCUUUGAUGGCUCUAAAACUUUUUGUGAAGGCAAGUUCCUGAUAUUGUAAGUUUUUGGCACUUCUGGUUGAUGUUGAUACUAAUUAUGAGGUUCAUUAACAAGUCUAAACCCUUUUGAGUUGACCGUUGUGUUGUUGGUUGUAUAAUGGUGAUGUUAUUGUAGCUACUUUAAUGGUUUUAUGGAUGUUGUAAGUUAAUGU